Purpureocillium lilacinum is the source of this 348-nucleotide messenger RNA. RefSeq lists its product as uncharacterized. Gene Ontology annotation, molecular function: ribosome binding. Gene Ontology annotation, cellular component: mitochondrion; Cbp3p-Cbp6 complex. NCBI's taxonomy places the organism in Eukaryota, Fungi, Ascomycota, Sordariomycetes, Hypocreales, Ophiocordycipitaceae. The record is from RefSeq and is a predicted model, not a curated record. Gene Ontology annotation, biological process: mitochondrial respiratory chain complex III assembly.
AUGUCCAAGUCAUUAGCGCGCCGCAUCUACAGCGACGCCUUCGCCAAAUGGCCCAAGCAGGACCUGCGCCCCGACUACCAGCUGCAGGACGUCCUGCGCCGCGCCGUCGAGGACCGCUACGCCAGCGCAAAGACCAACGAAGCCGAGGAGCUGCUCAAGGCGCGCGCGCUGCAGUUCCUCGUGCAGAACAAGUUCCGCGACCGCUAUAAGCUCAAGGGCCCCAUGCUCGAGCCCAAGAGCCAGCCGACAUACUUUGAGGACCUGGUGCGCGAGAUUGAGGAAGCGCCGCGGAGGACGUGGCUAGAGAGGUUAGGGAAGCGCCUGUCUGGCAUCAUUCGCUUGCAGUAG